CAGCUCCCAAAGCUCCCAUCUUGCCUCGAGCUCUCUCGCUGUCUCUCCUUGUCCCAUCUCUCAUCCGCAUCUCCAUCUUCAACACUAAUUUCAUUCUAAUUUGUCCAUAAUCUUAUUUUGUUUCAGUCGAAACUCUGCCUGUGUUGAGUCUUAUCUUUUCCCAACCUCACCUCACACGCUCGGACUAUGGGUAACCAGCAGUCCAACAUUGGCGGAGGCGGCGGAGGAGAUGGCCGGGAUGACAAGGACAAGAAGAAGGAUAAGCCCAGAUAUGAACCACCCCCUCCUCCAACCACCCGUAUCGGUCGCAAGAAGCGCAAGGCCGCCGGUCCCAGCACUGCAUCCAAACUGCCCGACAUUUUUCCAACAUCACGAUGUAAACUACGGUAUUUGCGAAUGCAGCGAGUCCACGACCACCUGUUGCUAGAGGAGGAGUACGUCGAGAAUAUGGAGCGUCUGCGGAAGGCCAAGGCACAGGCUAGCCAAGACAAUAUUAGCAGGGGUGAUUUUGAUAUCAUGGACAGGAAUGCGGAUGAGCGUAGCCGGGUUGAUGAUAUGAGAGGCAGUCCUAUGGGAGUCGGUAACUUGGAGGAGUUGAUCGAUGACGACCAUGCGAUUGUCUCGAGUGCUACUGGCCCAGAGUACUAUGUCUCAAUCAUGUCGUUCGUCGACAAGGACCUUCUCGAGCCCGGUGCGAGUAUUCUUCUGCACCACAAGUCGGUCUCGGUGGUUGGUGUGCUGACAGAAGAAUCGGAUCCUCUUGUCUCGGUCAUGAAGCUCGACAAGGCGCCCACUGAGUCCUAUGCGGAUAUUGGUGGUCUGGAAUCUCAGAUCCAAGAGGUCCGAGAAUCUGUUGAGCUGCCGCUGCUGCAUCCCGAACUGUACGAGGAAAUGGGAAUUAAACCGCCCAAGGGUGUCAUCCUCUACGGUGCCCCAGGAACCGGAAAAACACUGCUCGCCAAGGCUGUUGCCAAUCAGACCAGCGCAACGUUCUUGCGUAUUGUGGGAAGUGAACUCAUCCAGAAAUAUCUCGGAGAUGGUCCCCGGUUGGUGCGACAGAUUUUCCAGGUGGCCGCGGAACAUGCACCCUCCAUCGUCUUCAUCGAUGAAAUUGAUGCCAUUGGUACCAAGCGUUAUGAUUCCACUUCUGGCGGUGAACGAGAAAUUCAGCGAACUAUGCUAGAACUUCUCAACCAGCUGGAUGGAUUCGAUGACCGUGGAGAUGUGAAGGUUAUCAUGGCCACAAACAAGAUUGAAACCCUGGACCCUGCCUUGAUCCGUCCUGGACGUAUCGAUCGAAAGAUUCUCUUCGAGAAUCCGGACCAAAACACCAAGAAGAAGAUUUUCACCCUGCAUACUUCAAAGAUGUCUCUCGGCGAUGACGUCGAUCUGGACGAGUUUAUCAACCAGAAGGAUGAUCUCUCCGGUGCGGAUAUCCGCGCCAUUUGCACAGAAGCUGGAUUGAUGGCUCUCAGAGAACGCCGGAUGAGGGUCCAGAUGGAUGAUUUCCGCGCGGCUCGUGAGCGGAUCAUGAAGACGAAGCAGGAUGGUGGCCCGGUGGAAGGACUGUACUUGUAG
Aspergillus ochraceoroseus IBT 24754 is the source of this 1578-nucleotide messenger RNA. Its product is annotated as proteasome regulatory particle base subunit RPT2. Gene Ontology annotation, biological process: proteasome-mediated ubiquitin-dependent protein catabolic process. Gene Ontology annotation, molecular function: ATP hydrolysis activity; proteasome-activating activity; ATP binding. NCBI's taxonomy places the organism in Eukaryota, Fungi, Ascomycota, Eurotiomycetes, Eurotiales, Aspergillaceae. The transcript is spliced from 4 exons. The coding region runs from base 187 to 1578 and encodes 463 amino acids. Gene Ontology annotation, cellular component: proteasome regulatory particle, base subcomplex. The record is from RefSeq and is a predicted model, not a curated record.